Molecule: messenger RNA, 550 nt
Organism: Aspergillus aculeatus ATCC 16872
Lineage: Eukaryota; Fungi; Ascomycota; Eurotiomycetes; Eurotiales; Aspergillaceae
Exons: 1
Coding region: 197-400 (67 amino acids)
Biological process (GO): secondary metabolite biosynthetic process; fatty acid biosynthetic process
Molecular function (GO): fatty acid synthase activity
Source: RefSeq, a predicted model, not a curated record
CGUCCAUGCAGAGUCGGUAUCCGGAGAACCGUCCGGAAUCGGCGACGAUAGGUGUGGCAUGGUCCACUCUGAGCAACCGCAUCAGUCACUUCCUCAGCAUCCAUGGACCUAGUAUAACGGUCGACUCGGCCUGCUCGGCCAGUCUGGUGGGCGUGGAUGUGGCCUGCCGGUACCUGACACCCAUCAGGCCGACGGCAUGCUCGUGGCAGGGGCCAGUCUGUGGCUGACGCCCGAGCACAACGAAGAGCACGGGAAGAUGCGCAUGACGCAGUCGGCCACCGGCAAGUGCCACAGCUUCGACACGAAGGCCGACGGUUACGCCAAGGCCGAAGGGAUGAACAUCGUCUACCUGAAACGGCUGGACGACCCCUGCGCGAUGGAGACCCGAUCUGCGUCGUAAUUCUGGGUGUCGACGUCGAGACGGUGGAGAAAUAUCUCGGCCCGGAGAGCAAUGUCCAGAUUGCGUGCUACAACAGCCCGAGCAGUCUCACCAUGUCUGGCACGGCUGCGGCGCUGAAAUCGCUGGAGGCGCGCCUGAAGCAAGACGGCC